ACGACGCGGCACGUUUAUAUACGUAGAUGCGCUGCUUCGCGAAACAUGUCGGCACCUGAGACAACGACGAAGGAGCCUCCUGAAGGAAAUGACUCAGAAACGCCAGCAGAGUCAUUACCUCAAACAAGUCAAGUGAAGGAAGAGAAUGCAGCCUCCACCACAGUUGCUGUUGUCAAGAAGACAGAGCCCAUGGGUGGUAUGCCAUCAAUGUUGUCAUCUCUGCAGCCUGGGAAGGAUUCUUCCAAAGCUGGAAAGGAGGGAGAGCAAUGGUCCCCUGCCUCCUCCUCAAACAAACCAGCAGCAGGACACGCGGCAAAGUCCCUUUUAUCAUUGUCCUCCUCUCCUUCUACGUCAUCAACGAUGUCCCCUGGCCGAGCAAAGAUGAGUGUUUCUGGACCUGGCAGUAGUAAAUCCUUCCUGGCACCUGCUCCAUCUCCCUCCUCCUCCUCUUCCCCUUCAUCCUCUUCGUCCUCUGUCACGGCUUCCUCAUCUCCUUCUGUCUCCCCUCCCCCACCCAAGAUCCAUCGGGCCCGCAAGACAAUGAACAGGCCUGCUCCAGGACAGAUAAGCAACGUUGAAGCACCUGCGACCCCUUCAGGAUCCUCAGAUAUUGAAACUGUUGCAAAAAGGAGAAAACUGGGUCAUUUCUCUGACACAAUUGAGAAGUCAGAGAACAUUCCAGAAAAUGAUCAAACUGUGGAAGAAACUCUAUUCCAUAAAAAGGUGGAGUCUGUUACCAAGACUGCACCAGAGAAGAGCAACAGCAGUGUGAGGAAGUCAGAGGAGGAAGUAGCAGAGAAAAAUAAGAUUUCCAGUCCGUCCACGCGAGAUUCAGAAAAGUUUGAAGAUGAUGGGGCAGAAGCAAGGCAGCACACUAAGGACGUAGAGGGGUCAGUGAACAUGUCAGAUCAUAGUUCAGAGUCUGAAACAAAGAGAGCUGUCCAGAGUAGAGAUGAGAGCGAGGAGACUUCGUGGCAGCAGUCGGACCAGAACAAAGAGAAUAACACAGCUGAUGUGGUGGAGACAGUGGGAGCAGGAAGGCCCACUGAGUACACCGAGGUUCCCCUGGGUGCUCUGGACAUCGCUGCUGCCGACAGUCUUACACUUUCUCCUCAUCACGAAGGAAGUGAUGCAGGAGACACGGAGCGGCUGGAGGAGCUUCCUCUCUGCAGCUGCAGGAUGGAGGCUCCUCGAGUCGACAGCACCAGCCACCGUGUCAGCAGACAGUGUAUGGCCACUGAGAGCAUCAAUGGAGAGCUGAGGGCUUGUACCAACCGGACUAUAAAAGGGGAGACCAUGCGGCCGUCCAGUCGGGUUCCCCUCAUGGUGCUUUGUGACGUCCAUCGGUCACACAUGGUUAAACACCACUGCUGUCCUGGGUGUGGAUACUUCUGCAUAGCGGGCACAUUUCUUGAGUGCUGCCCAGACCAACGCAUCGCUCACCGUUUCCACCGCGGUUGUGUGACCGUGCUGGGCGGUGGGCGCAGCAGAUCAAACGGCGGCGGUAUGCUUUUCUGUCCCCACUGCGGGGAAGAUGCCUCCGAGGCCCAGGAGGUCACCAUCCCCUCCUUCAACGCGGCCACAGCCUCCGCAACCACCGUUGUCACCAUGUCGGCUUCCUCCACCACCACCUCGUCUCUGCCGCCCUCCAUCCCCACAGCACCCUCCCUCACAGCAUCAACCGGAGGGAUGAAGGACGGGAAGAUGCCUGAAAGACCUGUCAGUGCACGUAUACAUAGUCAUGGCUUGGUGACACUGGCAGUGGAGCAGCCUGUAGCCUCUGCCACGACUGUGGCCACCAUCCCCCCAGCAGAGGAGGGAGUGGACAGCGUGGGGCCCUCUCUCUGUAUGCCAAAUGGGAAACCCAUCAGCCCCAGUGCCCUUCCACCUGGUCCCAGCAGGGCAGCGCUGCAGAAGGCUAUUCUCACACAGGACACUGAGAGGAGGAAGAAACUGAGGUUCCACCCUCGCCAGCUUUACCCUGCUGCCAAGCAAGGAGAGGUGCAGAGAGUCCUGCUCAUGCUGAUGGAGGGCAUAGAUCCAACAUACCAGCCUGACUCUCAGAACAAGCGCUCUGCUCUUCAUGCUGCAGCUCAGAGAGGUCUGCUGGAAGUCUGCUACAUUCUCAUACAGGCAGGAGCUCAAGUGGAUGCCCAGGACAAGGACCGGAGGACCCCUCUGUUUGAAGCCAUCAUCAACAAUCACAUUGAGGUGGCUCACUACCUGGUCCAGAACGGUGCCUGUGUCUACCAUGUUGAGGAGGAUGGAUAUACCGGCCUCCACCACGCCGCCAAGCUGGGAAACCUUGAAAUUGUCAACUUGCUUCUGGAAACGGGGCAGGUUGAUGUAAACGCACAGGACAGCGGUGGCUGGACGCCGAUCAUCUGGUCCGCAGAGCACAAACACGUAGCGGUGAUAAAAGUCCUGCUGAACAGAGGAGCUGAUGUCACCAUUAGUGAUAAGUCCCUUCCCUCCUUUCAGGAGCUGAAUGUGUGUCUCCACUGGGCAGCGUAUGCAGGGAAUGUGGAUAUUGCAGAGCUGGUGAUGAAUUCUGGCUGCUCCAUCGCCUCAGUUAACAUGCACGGAGACACACCGCUCCACAUCGCCGCCAGAGAGGGCUACUUGGAAUGUGUUACGUUGUUCCUGUCCAGAGGUGCAGACAUUGACAUUAUGAACAGGGAAGGAGACACGCCUCUCAGCCUCGCACGGCCCGACACGCCGGUGUGGGUGGCACUCCAGAUCAACAGGAAACUGAGAAGGGGAAUAACCAAUCGUAUGCUUCGGACUGAGAGAAUCAUCUGCAGUGACAUUGCACAAGGCUACGAGAACGUACCGAUUCCCUGUGUGAACGCAGUGGACGACGAGGGCUGUCCUUCAGACUACAAAUAUAUCUCAGAAAACUGUGAAACUUCAGCAAUGAACAUAGACCGCAAUAUUACACACUUGCAGCACUGUAGCUGCACUGAUGACUGCUCAUCUAGCAACUGCCUCUGUGGGCAGCUCAGUAUCCGCUGCUGGUACGACAAGGACCAGCGGCUGCUCCAGGAAUUCAACAAAAUUGAACCACCACUUAUAUUUGAAUGCAACAUGGCGUGUUCCUGUUACCGAACAUGCAAGAACAGGGUGGUACAGGCAGGAAUCAAAGUUCGUCUCCAGCUCUACAGGACAGAGAAGAUGGGCUGGGGAGUUCGAGCUCUGCAGGAUAUUCCACAGGGAAGCUUCAUCUGCGAAUAUGUCGGGGAGCUCAUCUCUGACGCAGAAGCAGAUGUUAGAGAAGACGACUCCUACCUGUUUGACCUGGACAACAAGGAUGGUGAGGUGUAUUGUAUCGACGCCCGGUACUAUGGCAACAUCAGCCGCUUCAUCAACCACCUGUGUGACCCAAACCUCAUCCCAGUGCGUGUGUUCAUGCUGCACCAGGACCUGAGAUUCCCCCGCAUCGCCUUCUUCAGCUCCAGAGACAUCCUCAGCGGACAAGAGCUGGGAUUCGACUAUGGAGACCGCUUUUGGGACAUAAAGAGCAAGUAUUUCACCUGUCAGUGUGGAUCAGAGAAAUGCAAGCACUCAGCCGAGGCCAUUGCUUUGGAGCAGAACAGACUGGCUCGACUGGAGGCUUGCCCAGAAUCGGGAGCUGACUGUGGGAUGACCAUGCUGGGAAGCUCUUAAAACAUUUACCCAUGGGGCCUUUGAAUUGAUGUCAACCAUUCGCACAUUGGCAAUGGAAAUACACCUGAGGAUUCGAUCGUGUUUAACAUUCUUUGUUUUAGGCAUGGUGCCGUUUUUUCUACUUGAAAUUUCCUUUUUCCCUCCAAAACUUGCCACCUUUUUAAAAAAGAAAAGAAAAGAAAUCCCCUAUGUGUAGAGGACAUGGGCCUUCACAUUUUUUUAAACUGUGGAUAUAAAACACAACAACAACUUGUAAUUCUGUACAUACAGUAUGUUUACUGUAUAUCACAAUCUGUUUUCCUUGGCACAGGAACUUUGUGCAUUAUGAGUCUGCCGUUAUGUAACUGUCAUGAAUGUUCUGUUGUGCCAACAAACGCAAUGUAUUUUUGACACAGUACUGUACUGGGUCAUCCCUUAGCCCAUACUGGACUUAAUAAGGACCUGAGGGAUGGUGUUGAUCCUGGAUGAUUGUGUAAGCUUUAUUUUCUUUAUUUUUAUACGCAUUGUUUUCUUUAUCACGUUUAGUUUAAUAAAUUGGCUCAUGAGUUGAUCUUUGGGCUUGUGUAUUAAGUGUGUCAUUCUCUUUUAAAAUGUGUUUCUCACUGGUUUACAAUAACCGAUUUAAUCCUUUAAUCCUACCCUUUAUCCUAAACCAUUUUGUGUGUGUAUAUUGAAUAUUUAUAUUGUCAAAUUUAAAGAUGGAUGUGAACUCUCAUCAAGACUGUU
Cottoperca gobio is the source of this 4392-nucleotide messenger RNA. RefSeq names its product euchromatic histone-lysine N-methyltransferase 2 (gene ehmt2). The coding region runs from base 46 to 3666 and encodes 1206 amino acids. NCBI's taxonomy places the organism in Eukaryota, Metazoa, Chordata, Actinopteri, Perciformes, Bovichtidae. Gene Ontology annotation, biological process: negative regulation of transcription by RNA polymerase II; peptidyl-lysine dimethylation. The transcript is spliced from 28 exons. The record is from RefSeq and is a predicted model, not a curated record. Gene Ontology annotation, molecular function: histone H3K9 methyltransferase activity; p53 binding; zinc ion binding. Gene Ontology annotation, cellular component: nucleus; chromatin.